Molecule: messenger RNA, 2446 nt
Organism: Gambusia affinis (western mosquitofish)
Lineage: Eukaryota; Metazoa; Chordata; Actinopteri; Cyprinodontiformes; Poeciliidae
Gene: poll
Product: polymerase (DNA directed), lambda
Exons: 7
Coding region: 596-2143 (515 amino acids)
Biological process (GO): double-strand break repair via nonhomologous end joining
Cellular component (GO): nucleus
Molecular function (GO): DNA-directed DNA polymerase activity; DNA binding
Source: RefSeq, a predicted model, not a curated record
GUAAUUUUGUAAGCCUUUUGGAAAUGUUAGGGAUGUGAAGUCCAGAUUAAAUAUCACAGUAAAAACUUUAAAUGGGGCUGUAGGAGGUAUUUAUAGUUCUGCUGCAAGAAUUGAUGUAAUCGUACAAGCGAUGUUUACUCAAGUGCUAUUCCAUGUUGCAGAUUUCUAUAUCUUGUAGCUCUAUUCCAUCUUUAAGAGACAGGUUAAAUAUUAGACUAAAGAGCGAUUUUAUGUCAUUUAGCAUUCCAGCUAACCUAUGGACUUACCAUAGGGUAGAUAAUAUAUACACUUGCAUAUGCUCAAAAGUAAUAAUCAUAAUCAAUUUUAUUUAGAAUGCAAAAUAACACAGUUUUAAUUUUAUAGAGCUAUCCUACGUGGAGAUAAUUUGAAGGGAUUUGAAGUAAUCUUUUUCUUUUUUUUUUUUUGGUCAUUGGUGACAGUAAAUCCAGACUUUUUUAUGAUUACAGAUGAUUCACAUUAAGCACUUCUUCUGGCAAUCUAUAGUGAUAAAUAGUGUGUGCUGCAGAGCUCCAUACUGCAUUGUUUUAAACUGCUUUAUGCAACAGGGCGGUUGCUCCUCUCUACAACAACCAGGAUGGAGCCUCGACACGGGAUCAUGAAAGCCUUCCCCAAAGUUAAACGGGCUAAAGUGUUGCAGGGGAAGGACGUGCCUCCCCUCAAGAAGAAAGCAGAGGAACAUGACAUCAAAGGAGACUUCUUUAAUGGCGUCACCGUGUACCUUUUACCUGCUGGAAUCGGAAGCGCCAGAUGCCAGAUCUUCCACAGGCAAAUCCAGCAGAAUGGAGGGCAAAUCCAGAGUUCAUUGUCCCCCUCCGCCACUCAUGUUGUUGUUGAUGACACCAUGGACAGCGACAGGGCUCUGCGCCUGAUGAAGGUGGAUCGUCUGCCAUCUGAUGUUCAUCUGGUGAAAUGCACAUGGCUAAGCUUGUGUAUUAGUGAGAAGAAAGUCCUGGAUGAGGAAAGCUACAGCCUUCUGUUACCGAAAAGAGACUCGGAAUUGAAGCAUGACAGUACAGAAAGCAAACAAUCAGAAAAUACUGAACAUCCUGCUGAAACAACGACAGAGCCAGAAAGUAAUCUUACCAAGCAAGAGGAGACUCUAGACAUAACAAUCCCAAAGGCCAAAGAAGAAGCUAACAGAGAAGAAGAUGGCGUCUCUCAGAGCGACCUGGAAGCCCUCAUCACCGGACGGCACCCUAAAGAGGAGACUCCCGACUCCAGCACAAACUCCGGUCCAGAUGCUGCCGCCUCUGCUGCUGAAGCUCAGAAACCUGUUUCAGGAAAGUGGGUCUGUGCUCAGUCUUCUCAGUGCAAAAGUAACAACUUCAACAAACACAUCACAGACAAGCUGGAGGUGUUGGCCAAGGCCUACACACACCAAGGAGACAAGUGGAGAGCACUGGGCUACUCCAAGGCUAUCAAUGCACUGAAGAGCUUCCACAAGCCCAUCACAUCAUAUCAGGGCUUUCGCACCCUGGACGACAUCCGAACCAAAGCCCACCUGACCAGCACUCAGAAAAUAGGACUGAAGCACUACGAUGACCUUCUAGACCGAAUGCCUAGAGAAGAGGCAGCAGCCAUAGAGAAAGUGGUGAGUGAUGCUGCACAUGCCGUCGAUGCCGACCUCGUGGCAAUGGCGUGUGGCUCUUACCGCCGCGGGAAAGCAACGUGCGGAGAUGUGGACGUUCUUAUCUCUCACCCUGACGGCAAGUCCCACAAGGGAGUUUUCAGUAAAGUCUUACAGAUUCUCCAUGACAAUGGGUUUCUAACGGAUGACCUGGUGAGCCACGAAGACAACGGAGAGCAGAAGAAAUACAUGGGCGUUUGCCGCUUGCCAGGGCCCGGUCGGCGCCACCGCAGGCUGGACGUCAUCGUCGUGCCUUACGUGGAGUUUGCCUGCUCGCUUUUGUAUUUCACCGGCUCGGCCCACUUCAAUCGCUCCAUGAGAGCACUGGCAAAGACGAAAAAUAUGAGCUUAUCGGAGCACUCUCUAAACAAAGACGUGGUGCGUCAAGGCAGCUUGAAGAUAAACGGUGGCAACCCACUUCCCACGGCGACGGAGAAAGACGUUUUUAGACUUCUGGGGAUACCAUACAGACCACCGCAAGAAAGGGACUGGUGAUGAUCUCCCAAAAAAAUUUUGCUUUUAGAAAAAGAGACCUUGAUAUGUAUUUAUAAAUGUUAAAUCUGGAAUUAUGUAAACACACUGUUCAUUGACAUUUAAAUAUAAAAAAAAAAUCAUGGAAGUAUUUCAUUACAUAAUUUAUUUAGCAAAAUAAAAAGCCAGGAUUUAGAAUACAGAUCAUUAUGAUAAGGUUUGCUUUGUUGAUCUGUAGAGCUUCACUGCAAAUGAGGCUCUUGUCUCAAGAAAUCUUUGGAAAAUGGGGACUGUAUUUAUUUAAACACUGGCUGCCCAUGUUUUCAC